This is a messenger RNA of Camelus dromedarius (Arabian camel), 3017 nucleotides long. It is a transcript of the gene DNAJC10, whose product is annotated as DnaJ heat shock protein family (Hsp40) member C10. The record is from RefSeq and is a predicted model, not a curated record. Lineage: Eukaryota; Metazoa; Chordata; Mammalia; Artiodactyla; Camelidae. The transcript has 23 exons. Gene Ontology annotation, cellular component: endoplasmic reticulum lumen; endoplasmic reticulum. Gene Ontology annotation, biological process: protein folding in endoplasmic reticulum; IRE1-mediated unfolded protein response. Bases 519 to 2903 code for a protein of 794 amino acids. Gene Ontology annotation, molecular function: oxidoreductase activity, acting on a sulfur group of donors, disulfide as acceptor; misfolded protein binding; protein-disulfide reductase activity.
GGAGCCGGAGCCGGAUUCCGCGCAGAAGGCCACGUCAACCUAAAUUUAUACCGCCCUCCCCACCCCGCCGCGCCCGCAAGGCUUGCGGCGAGUCCUUCCAAGCCGCGUCGUCCACGCCUUUCCCACAAUGCCCCGCGCCAGGCCCCGCCCCGCCUCGCCUAGGAGACCGGCGCGCGAGGAGCAGACCGGAGCCGGCCGCUCUCGCAACCCGGCGGUGCGGCUGGACCUCACCAGUCCCGGAUGCGGCGGGGCAGCGUUUAAAGAGUGCGCGCUUCCCUCUCGCAGGCACAGCUUGCGCUAGGCCGAGUGGGGUCCGCCGCCAGGGAUUGAGGAUGGGGAAGUAGCUGCAGGAGGCGACCCCGCGACGCCGAGAUUAACGUUUUGGGAGACAAUUUGUGAUGCCUGAUUAACCUUUAGAGUAAUGUGGACAGAAGUUCUCAAACUUGCAUAUUACAUCAACUGGAACCAGCGGCAUUACCUUAAUGUUCACUUAAAUCAAAACUUGGACAAAAAAGACAAUGAGGGUCUGGUUAAAUAAAGAUGACUAUGUCAGAGACUUGAAAAGGGUCGUUCUCUGUUUUCUAAUACUAUAUAUGGCUGUUUUAGUGGGUACAGAUCAAGAUUUUUACAGUUUACUUGGAGUAUCCAAAACUGCAACCAGUAGAGAAAUAAGACAAGCUUUCAAGAAAUUGGCUUUGAAGCUACAUCCUGAUAAAAACCCGAAUAACCCAAAUGCACAUAGUGAUUUUUUAAAAAUAAAUAGAGCAUAUGAAGUACUCAAAGAUGAAGAUCUGCGGAAAAAGUACGACAAAUACGGAGAAAAAGGACUUGCAGAUAAUCAAGAAGGAGGCCAGUAUGAAAGCUGGAAUUACUAUCGUUAUGAUUUUGGUAUUUAUGAUGAUGAUCCUGAAAUCAUAACAUUGGAUAGAAGAGAAUUUGAUGCUGCUGUUAAUUCUGGAGAGCUGUGGUUUGUGAACUUUUACUCCCCAGGAUGUUCACACUGCCAUGACUUAGCUCCCACAUGGAGAGACUUUGCUAAAGAAGUGGAUGGAUUACUUCGAAUUGGAGCGGUUAACUGUGGCGAUGAUAGAAUGCUUUGCCGGAUGAAAGGAGUCAACAGUUAUCCCAGCCUCUUCAUUUUUAGGGCUGGAAUGGCUGCAGUGAAAUACCAUGGUGACAGAUCAAAGGAAAGUUUAGUGAAUUUCGCCAUGCAGCAUGUUAGAAGCACAGUGACAGAAUUAUGGACAGGAAAUUUUGUUAACUCCAUACAAACUGCAUUUGCUGCUGGUGUUGGCUGGCUGAUCACUUUUUGUUCCACAGGAGGAGAUUGUUUGACUUCACAGACACGUCUCAGGUUAAGUGGUAUGUUGGAUGGUCUUGUUAAUGUAGGAUGGAUGGACUGUGCCACCCAGGACAACCUUUGUAAAAGUUUGGAUAUUACAACAAGUACCACUGCCUAUUUUCCUCCUGGAGCCACUUUAAAUAACAAAGAGAAAAGUGGUAUUUUGUUUCUUAAUUCAUUGGAUGCUAGAGAAAUAUAUUUGGAAAUAAUGCAGAAUCUUCCAGACUUUGAACUACUUUCAGCAAACACACUAGAGGAUCGUCUGGCUCAUCAUCGGUGGCUCUUAUUUUUUCAUUUUGGAAAAAAUGAAAAUUCAAAUGAUCCCGAGUUGAAGAAACUAAAAACUCUACUUAAAAAUGAACAUAUACAAGUUGGCAAGUUUGACUGUGCCUCUGCACCAGACGUCUGUAGUAAUCUCUAUGUUUUUCAGCCAUGUCUAGCAGUAUUCAAAGGACAAGGAACCAAAGAAUUUGAAAUUCAUCAUGGAAAGAAGAUUCUAUAUGAUAUACUUGCCUUUGCCAAAGAAAGUGUUAAUUCUCACGUUACCACACUUGGACCUCAAAAUUUUCCUGCCAAUGACAAAGAACCAUGGCUUGUUGAUUUUUUUGCCCCUUGGUGUCCACCAUGUCGAGCUUUAUUGCCAGAGUUACGAAAAGCAUCAAAGCAUCUUUAUGGUCAGCUUAAGUUUGGUACAUUAGAUUGUACAGUUCACGAGGGACUCUGUAACAUGUAUAACAUUCAGGCUUAUCCAACAACAGUGGUGUUCAACCAGUCCAGCGUUCAUGAGUACGAAGGACAUCACUCUGCUGAACAGAUCUUGGAGUUUGUAGAAGAUCUUAUGAAUCCUUCUGUGAUCUCCUUGACACCUACCACUUUCACUGAACUAGUUAAACAGAGAAAACAUGAUGAAGUCUGGAUGGUUGAUUUCUAUUCUCCAUGGUGUCAUCCAUGCCAAGUCUUAAUGCCAGAAUGGAAAAGAAUGGCCCGGACGUUAACUGGACUGAUCAACGUGGGCAGUAUAGACUGCCAACAAUAUCAUUCUUUUUGUGCCCAAGAAAAUGUUCGGAGAUACCCUGAGAUAAGAUUUUUUCCCCAAAAAUCAAAUAACGCUUAUCAAUAUCAUAGUUACAAUGGUUGGAAUAGGGAUGCUUAUUCCCUAAGAAUCUGGGGUCUAGGAUUUUUACCUCAAGCAUCUAUAGAUCUAACACCUCAGAGUUUCAAUGAAAAAGUUUUACAAGGGAAAAACCAUUGGGUGAUUGAUUUCUAUGCUCCUUGGUGUGGACCUUGCCAAAACUUUGCUCCAGAGUUUGAGCUCUUGGCUAGGAUGAUUAAAGGCAAAGUGAAAGCUGGAAAAGUAGACUGUCAAGCUUAUGCCCAAACCUGCCAGAAAGCUGGUAUCAGAGCCUAUCCAACUGUUAGAUUUUAUCCGUACGAAAGGGCAAAGAGAACUAUUUGGGGAGAGCAAAUAGAUUCCAGAGAUGCGAAAGAGAUUACUACCUUACUAUAUGAAAAGUUGGAAAAUCUCCAAAAUCAUGGAAAGAGAAAUAAGGAUGAACUUUAACGAUGUUGAAAAUGAAGAAAAAUCUGAAAAAAGAAAUUGACAGAUGAUACCAGAAGACACCUUUUCAGAAUGUUAACUGCAUUCUUGAUGGGAAUAAAUGAACAUUGCCUUGGA